AUGGACACCCCUGAUAGUUAUCUGCCUCCUGCCUUGAGCGCGGAAACUAUCACCUCGUUGAUCCUAUCAUUGGAUCUCCCUGCGCCAAGCUCCAUCGAGCCGCUGCAGGUUAAUGCCGCCUUUCAUUCCAUCUAUCUCAUCCAUUUCGCUUCCGUACAAGGUAUCGCAGCACGAGAAAACAAAGAUGGAACCGUUACGCUCGUGCUGCGUGUCUCUGGACGGCAGCUACCUGUCAUCAAGACACGCAACGAAGUGGGCGUCAUGACCUGGAUCAGCAAGCAUACCUCCAUCCCCGUACCAGCUAUCAUCCGGUACGAUGCGACGGAGAAUAAUGCGAUCGGACAUGAGUUCACACUACUCGAGAAAGCGUCCGGCAUCAGCGUCGAUCAGAUCUAUGCAACGCUAUCCGAUGAGGUCAAGACGAAGAUGGUCCACCAACUGACGGAUUAUCUGAUCGAGCUGCAUGCGCAACCCUGGCGCGAGGGGUACGUGGGCGGGCUGACCCGGACACCGACGGGCGAGAUUGCCUUCGGACCACCUAUCGACGAAAACUUUUGGCAGACGUCGGACCUGGACAAGUACUGGUCCGCCUCGGCUGGAGUCAAAAGUACGGAGACGCUCGAAAGUCUCGAUCCCAUACCAGCCGAGGGGUUCUCUAGCUACACUGUCUAUACGAACGGUUGCCUCGAGCGGUAUGUCCACGCGAUCGAGAUCCAUCCCUCACUGGAGCCCUACCGCGACUUGAUCCCUCGGAUCCGCGAGUUCAUGACGCAACUGCAGCGGCAAGACAACCAGACAGAGCUCAACAGCGUCGCCUACAUCAUGGCACACAAAGACCUGCAUUUUGCCAAUAUCAUGUGCGACCCGGACCAGCCGGGGUGUCCAAUCACCGCGGUCCUAGACUGGGAGUUCAGCGGGGUGGUUCCCGGCCCGAGGUGGAACCCCCCGCGAGCAUUCCUGUGGAACACGAAAUGGGACCCUGACGAUAAGGCAGAGCAGACCCGCAUGGAGCAACUGUUUGAGCAAACGUGUCGCGAAAAGGGGGCAGAGCAUAUUUUGAAGCAGACUCAACUGAAUGCAAAGCAGGAGAUGAUGCAGACGGCAGUCAAUCACAUUCGAGCUAUUGUCGAGGUGUGCCCGCGAGGCCAGGCACAGGACCGCGUGGCCCACUGGCGCGCGGUGGCGGAAGCCGCCAUGGAAGGAUUUCAAACGUGA
Penicillium hordei is the source of this 1215-nucleotide messenger RNA. Its product is annotated as phosphotransferase family protein. The coding region runs from base 1 to 1215 and encodes 404 amino acids. The record is from RefSeq and is a predicted model, not a curated record. NCBI's taxonomy places the organism in Eukaryota, Fungi, Ascomycota, Eurotiomycetes, Eurotiales, Aspergillaceae. The transcript has a single exon.